AGCUUCCAGGGAUGGAUAGGGCCUCGUCUGAUUCCCCCCCCUUCACCCACCCAAGAACAGACGCUGCUGCUCUCUCCUCUCCUCCUCUCCCGUUCGGUCAACGUCCGAUGUUUUCCUCUGCUCUGAACCCAUCCCAUUCCGUUCCCCCACACUCCUCUGCACGAGAUCCCUCUUCCCGCGCGAUCGAACCACCGAACGAAAUCGCGGGGUCGAACAGAACCAGGGCCCAAGCUGCAUCCCGUCUUGUAUUGUACCCCGUGGAGGGACUGCGCCGCUCACACCUCUCCCCUCCCUCCCCGCGUACCUGGGAGACGUUCUCCGUCGUCCCGGAAGAGGGAGUACGGGAGAACAGUUGGUAGGGGGGUAUUCCAGCUUUGGGGGG
Molecule: messenger RNA, 382 nt
Organism: Colletotrichum navitas
Lineage: Eukaryota; Fungi; Ascomycota; Sordariomycetes; Glomerellales; Glomerellaceae
Exons: 1
Coding region: 12-359 (115 amino acids)
Source: RefSeq, a predicted model, not a curated record